AUGCCGGUGCCGCCGUGGCUGGAAAAACUGCUGGCCACAAACUUCUUCAGCGUCUGCCGGACACACGUGGACGCCGCCCGGAGCGAAUGCAAUAUGUACUGUCUCGAUUGCAACGCCGGCGCCUUCUGCUUCUACUGCCGCUCGUCCAAACACCGAGAUCACCAAAUAAGGCGAUCUUCGUACCACGACGUGGUAAGAGUUUCGGAGAUUCAGAGGGUUUUGGACAUAAGCGGUGUGCAGACGUAUGUAAUAAACAGCGCAAGGGUUUUGUUUCUGAAUGAGAGGCCGCAGCCUAAGGCCGGUAAGGCCGUCUCUCACGUCUGUCAGAUCUGUGGGAGGAGCCUCUUGGACACUUUCAGAUUCUGUUCCUUGGGGUGCAAGGGGAAUGGGGACGCUAGCUUUACCUUAGAUUCCAAGAAUGAGGUUGUAAGAAUAAGGCAAAGGGAUGAAGGGGUAUCGAGUUCGAGUUCGAGACCGAACAAUGUUAUUUCGGUUCUAUCGAGAGAGGAAGUUGACGAGUCACUCGAGAGCUCGCAGCACGACAUAUGCCCGUCCACACCGCCUAAUCCUAAUGCAAGGAGAAGAAAAGGCAUUCCUCAAAGGGCACCUUUUAGGUCCUAA
Striga asiatica is the source of this 621-nucleotide messenger RNA. The record is from the annotation of a GenBank genome assembly. Lineage: Eukaryota; Viridiplantae; Streptophyta; Magnoliopsida; Lamiales; Orobanchaceae.